AUGGUUCCAUUCGAUGUCCAUGUCCACAACGCCCCCGCACUUCCCAAGCACCCAACGUUUAAGUGCUCCACCAAGGAAGAGCGGCGCGUUUUUAUGGCCUCGUACAACUUGUAUACCAGUCAGACGAAUGCUCUCACAGCCAACGGAGUCCGACCUUUCGUGAUACCGGUAAGUGCAUGCAUUGAACCAGGGACCAAGCAACGUGUCGCGGAAUGGGACUUGGGCAAGGAUCCUGAAGACGUCACGGAGAGUGAGUGGGUCGUGUGGUUCAAACAAGGCUACGAUGUGGAGCCUCGGGCACUCAACUCUCUCAAGAAGGGGAUAAAUGCGGCCGUAGUACUUGACAUGUCUAUCCAAGAUUCCGACUCAAGGGUGUGCCGCAUUUUGGACGGUUUGUCGGCUGCUGUCCGUCGCGACCGGCAAGGAUGGGUCUUCCACGAAGAGAGUCAAGCGAUUGUGAAGAUCAUCACUGAUGCCAUCAAACCUGCGUCUCUUUACUGUGCCGUGACCAAGCAGAUGGCCCUGGCGCGGAACAAGACUUUGAAGAAGAACGUCUAUCGAUUCGUGCGUUGGUUGGUUGAGUAUGCGAUUGGUCACUAG
Molecule: messenger RNA, 600 nt
Organism: Aphanomyces invadans
Lineage: Eukaryota; Oomycota; Saprolegniomycetes; Saprolegniales; Verrucalvaceae
Exons: 1
Coding region: 1-600 (199 amino acids)
Source: RefSeq, a predicted model, not a curated record